GUCAUGUGCAAUGUGUUGAAUUCCUCACGUCCCAUGGGGUAAAUAUCGAUCACAACAUCAAGCAUCUGGGUACUCCGCUUUAUGUAGCUUGUGAGAACCAGCAAGUGAAUUGUGCCAAGAAGCUGCUUGAGUCAGGAGCAAAUGUGAACAGCGGCAAGGGCCUGGACUCCCCUCUGCAUGCAGCCGCCAGGACUUGCAGUGCGGAGCUGGUGACGCUGCUGAUUGACUUUGGAGCGGACAUUUGGGUGAAGAACGCAGAAAGCAAGAGGCCAAUGGAGCUGGUUCCACCCGGCAGCCCUGUGGGCCGACUCUUCCUGCAGAAAGAAGGGCCGCUGUCCUUGAUGCAGUUGUGCCGCCUGUGCAUCAGGAGGUGCUUUGGACACAACCAGCAUCAAAAAAUAACUGGACUUCUCCUCCCGGACGAGCUGAAACAUUUCCUUCUCCACGUUUAA
Molecule: messenger RNA, 452 nt
Organism: Fulmarus glacialis (Northern fulmar)
Lineage: Eukaryota; Metazoa; Chordata; Aves; Procellariiformes; Procellariidae
Gene: ASB9
Product: ankyrin repeat and SOCS box containing 9
Exons: 3
Biological process (GO): positive regulation of protein catabolic process; intracellular signal transduction; protein ubiquitination
Molecular function (GO): protein binding
Source: RefSeq, a predicted model, not a curated record